This is a messenger RNA of Tinamus guttatus (white-throated tinamou), 487 nucleotides long. Lineage: Eukaryota; Metazoa; Chordata; Aves; Tinamiformes; Tinamidae. The record is from RefSeq and is a predicted model, not a curated record.
CGUCAUCCAGCCGCUGCUCUGCGCCGUCUACAUGCCCAAGUGCGAGGACGGGCAGGUGGAGCUGCCCAGCCAGACGCUGUGCCAGGCCACGCGCGCGCCCUGCACCAUCGUGGAGCGCGAGCGCGGCUGGCCCGACUUCCUCAAGUGCACGCCGGAGCGCUUCCCCGAGGGCUGCCCGAACGAGGUGCAGAACAUCAAGUUCAACAGCUCGGGGCAGUGCGAGGCGCCGCUGGUGCGCACCGACAACCCCAAGAGCUGGUACGAGGACGUGGAGGGCUGCGGCAUCCAGUGCCAGAACCCGCUCUUCACCGAGAAGGAGCACCGCGAGAUGCACGUCUACAUCGCCGCCUUCAGCUCCAUCACCAUCUUCUGCACCUUCUUCACGCUGGCCACCUUCGUCGCCGACUGGAGGAACUCCAACCGCUACCCGGCCGUGAUCCUCUUCUACGUGAACGCGUGCUUCUUCGUGGGCAGCAUCGGCUGGCUG